AUGUCUGACGACCACCGCACCGAGCGAGCGGGCUCUUUCGCCUCAUCCUCCACCGACGCCGCAACUCUCCACGAGCUGACCAAGUUGGAUCCGAUGGAGGAUAGCGUCCAUAACCUCAAGUCGCAAGACGAUGAGGAGGUGGGCACCCAGGAGGAUGAGAAGCUCCUGCCAAAGGCGAAUGAGAAGGAGGAACCCCAGAAGUCCAGUCUGACUUCAGCCAUCGUCUGGAUGACCGUCAACACCUUGGCGACGAUUGGAAUCGUCUUCACAAACAAAGCCAUCUUCUCCGAUCCCCAGUGGAAGCUCUGCCAGCUCACAUUCGCGAGUUUCCACUUUCUAGUGACCUUUGGCACGCUGUUCGUCCUCUCACGCCCUACUUUUGCGUACUUCACCCCGCGCCGCGCCGCCAUUAGGGACUUGCUGCCGUUGUCUGUGGCCAUGUGCCUCAACGUCAUCUUGCCGAACCUCUCGCUGGCCUUUUCUUCGGUGACAUUCUAUCAGAUUGCCCGGAUCCUGCUGACGCCGACCGUCGCGCUCAUGAACUAUGUGCUCUAUAAGGCGACACUGCCCAGGAAUGCGAUAUUGGCGCUUAUUCCGGCAUGCUUCGGAGUCGGCAUGGUUUCUUACUACGACUCCCUGCCUACCAAGGACGACAAGGUCAAGACGACUUCCACCUUGGGUGUCUUCUUCGCCUUUUCUGGCAUUUUCGCUUCGUCUCUCUACACUGUCUGGAUCGCCAGCUACCACCGUAAGCUGCAGAUGUCCAGCAUGCAGCUUUUGUACAACCAGGCCCCCAUCGCCUCCUUCAUGCUCCUCUACAUCAUCCCCUUUGUCGAUACUUUCCCCGACUGGGUCAACGUCCCUGGCAACCGCUGGAUCAUGAUUGGAAUGUCUGGCGCUUUCGCCUCGCUCAUUAACAUUUCUCAAUUCUUCAUCAUCGCCCAGACCGGUCCGGUGUCGAGCACCGUUGUCGGCCAUCUCAAGACUUGCACCAUUGUUGCCCUUGGCUGGAUGGUUUCAGGCAGAGCCAUUGGCGACAAGUCUGUUCUUGGUGUCUUUGUCGCCAUUGGUGGCAUCAUUGCCUACUCCGUCGUCAUGCUUCAACACCAGCGCAACCAGCGCAAGUAG
Colletotrichum orchidophilum is the source of this 1128-nucleotide messenger RNA. Its product is annotated as triose-phosphate transporter. The record is from RefSeq and is a predicted model, not a curated record. The transcript is spliced from 4 exons. NCBI's taxonomy places the organism in Eukaryota, Fungi, Ascomycota, Sordariomycetes, Glomerellales, Glomerellaceae. Gene Ontology annotation, molecular function: antiporter activity. Bases 1 to 1128 code for a protein of 375 amino acids. Gene Ontology annotation, cellular component: membrane; Golgi apparatus.